AUGGAUCAGAAGUUGCACAUAUUCUUCUUCCCCUUCUUGGCCCAAGGCCAUAUGCUGCCCACCUUAGACAUGGCCAAGGUAUUCUGUUCUCGUGGGGUGAAAUCCACCAUGAUCACAACUGACCAGCACGUCCACAUGUUUGAGAAAUCUAUCCAGAAGAACCGCAAACAAUUGUUUACUGAUAUAUCCAUCCGGGCGAUACAUUUCCCGGCCGUGGAAGCAGGCUUGCCGGAGGGAACGGAAAGCGUUGACCAAAUAAAAUCAGAACAUUUGAUCCCUCAUUUCAUAAUGGCCACCGCCAUGCUCCAAGAUCAGCUUGAACAGCUCUUGGAAGAAUGCCGCCCGCAUUGCCUGAUCGCUGACAAGUUCUUCCCCUGGGCCACUGAAUCCGCUGCCAAAUUCCGGAUCCCAAGAUUGGUUUUUGAUGGAACGAGUUCCUUCUCCGAUACCGUGGAUGAAAUCCUGAGAGUUCAUAGGCCUUUUGAUUACGUUUCCUCUGAUUCCGAACCUUUUCUGGUUCCAGAUCUUCCUCACGAAAUUACUCUGACUAGAGCAAAAAUACCCUCGUAUGAAAGGGACAAAGAAACGGCAGGAACAGAGCUUGGAAGGUUCCUUCAACGAGUUAGAGAUUCGGAUUCUAAAAGUUAUGGAAGAGUUGUCAACAGUUUCUACGAGCUGGAGCCAGAGUAUGUUGAGUAUUGCACCAAGAUAUUGGGGAGAAAGGCAUGGCACGUGGGUCCAUUCUUGCUCUGCAACAAGGAAGUUGAAGAUAAAAUUGGAAGAGGGAAGAAAUCCGACAUUGAUGAACACGAGUGUCUGAAAUGGUCAAAGGCAUUGAAAGAUAUGGCAAGGAAGGCUGUUGAAGAAGGUGGAUCAUCCUAUGCUGAUUUUGAUGCCCUCAUAAAUGAACUGAAAUCAUAUCGUUCAGAAAGAGAUCAGGAGUAA
Messenger RNA from Oldenlandia corymbosa var. corymbosa, 945 nucleotides. NCBI's taxonomy places the organism in Eukaryota, Viridiplantae, Streptophyta, Magnoliopsida, Gentianales, Rubiaceae. The record is from the annotation of a GenBank genome assembly.